This is a messenger RNA of Cordyceps militaris CM01, 165 nucleotides long. RefSeq lists its product as uncharacterized. The coding region runs from base 1 to 165 and encodes 54 amino acids. The record is from RefSeq and is a predicted model, not a curated record. Lineage: Eukaryota; Fungi; Ascomycota; Sordariomycetes; Hypocreales; Cordycipitaceae. The transcript has a single exon.
AUGUCACCGUUUCCACAGUCUUCUCGAACGCAAUUCCAGAAAACUCCGAUCCCUCUUGGAACUUUCCAGGGCUUGUCCUGGACUUUAAAAGACAAGCCUCUCUCCGCCCUCAAAAAUGACACAUCCUUUUCUCCGCCGCCGCCGCCGCCGCGACACGACCCCUGA